ACUAUUUCACAAUCUCAUUCACUGAGCUUCUAUCUCACCUUAUCCUCCACCGUCUUGGGAGUUUUGUCACACAUGUUCUAGGGGAACAUUUAAUUGUUCUUGGGAAGUCUUGCAGUACUAGUUCAGCUAAGGCUGUUGCCUUUUUGUGAAUCGCUUGUCAUGACAUGUCUUUAAUGGCAAGGCACCUGGAUAAGAGCUUAUUUGAUCAGGGGGAAUCUACUGGACAGACUAAUGUUGGCGUACUCCAAGGUGAGAGGGAAGCUAUUCAGAAAAGAACGUUCACCAGGUGGAUAAACGCACACUUGGAAAAAUUUCCAAUAAAGGUUGAAGACCUCUUCACGGAUAUACAAGAUGGGAGAGUGCUCCUGGCGUUACUGGAGGAGCUGUCGGGAUGCAGACUGUACCACAGAUUCAGACCAUCCUUACACCGCAUCUUCCGACUCAACAACAUUGCAAAGGCAUUGGCUUUCCUUGACGACAGACAUGUGAAGCUACAGAGCAUUGACGUUGUUACUAUUGCUGAUGGCGUUCCCUCUGCUGUCCUCGGCUUGAUCUGGAAUAUUAUCCUAUUUUUUCAAAUAAAAGAGGUCACAAGUGGCCUCCAGAAACAUCUCUCGUCCAGCCUCUCAUCAUUACCCAUCAGCUGUUUCCCUUCACCCUGUGACCUUUCACCUGUCACUGAUGACUUCAACCACCCUAACACCCUGCCUUCCAAGGGCAGGAAGGCUGCCAGCAACCAACAGCAUCAUGGAAAAGCUAUCAAGACACUUCUGCACUGGGUACAACGACGCACAUCAAAGUUUGGCGUAAGUGUACUUGACUUUGGAAAGAGCUGGAGCAGUGGUCUGGCUUUCCUGGCUCUGGUUAAAUCCGUAGCCCCUGGCCUGGUGGACUUGAGCAACAGCCUCUCCAGAGACCACAGAGAUAAUGUGAGGGAGGCCUUCAUGAUAGCUCAAAGCAGACUGGGGAUCCCAACUCUCCUGCACCCGGACGAUGUGACCCGCUGUGGCCCAGAUGAGCGCUCCAUCAUAACCUACGUGUCACAGUUUCCUGAACAUUACCCUGGCAUUGAUGAAGACCUUCGCUCUGAUUUUGAAUCAAGGAAAACUUUAUUAACAGGGAGAGAUGUCCAACCAACGCCAAAGCCCCAUGGCCUAACCCCAGUGAAGUCAGUUAGCUUUGGGUCCACAUCCCCCUCUUCUGAAGAAGCACAGACCUUGUCCAUAAGCCAGGAGAUGACCAAUGAGCAGCUACCAAGGAUGAAACAGACCAAUGGUCCUUCAGAUGAGCCUUGGCUAACCCCCGCCCACCUGCCUGAAAUUUUUGCUAAAGUCCUUAGUGUUCCAUCCCUUCAUCAGUCCAAAAGUCCAACACCAGGAAGCAAUUCCGCCACUGAAAUCAACAUUGACAGCCCUGUUUCCUUGACGUACACUGAGUCCAGUCGCCCAUUGGGUCUGAGUGCGGAGAGUACUGACACAGGAGUGGUGUUCUGGAUGGAGACGACUCCUGAGGAGAUCUCCAGCGGGCGCUGCGUAGACGAGGGGAUCUUCUCCCAGAGUUCGGAGGAAGGCAUCUACAUGCUAUCCACGCUGGACUCAGAUGAGGAGGAAGCGUACAAUUACAUCCUUGGUUUGAACAGGGAGGUGUGUGAUAUCUUAGGGCCGUCCAAUCAAGACUAUGGUGAAACGCUAACUUCAGGACUAACUCCUCAGCUUGCUCAAGAGCUAACUCCAGGACUAACUUCUGGGUUAACUCCAAGACCAUCUCCGGUACUAACUCCGGGACUAACUCCAGUGCUAGAUCAGAUGGUGGCAGACAUGGAGGCUGUCUACCAGAAGGAUGAACACCCAGUUCCUGAGCAGGAGAUAAACAAGGCUGAAAAAGAGCAAGAUGGAGGGAUGAAUCCAGUUAGCAAUGUUAGUAAAGCUAAUGUGAGGAGGAUGUUUGCUAUGAGGAUGGAGGAAGAAGACAGAAGGGGGGAGAAAAGCAAAGGGGAGGAAGACCUCAAGGAAGAUGGAGGGAGAACAAGUACAUUUAAAGAGGAGGAGGAAAAAAAGGAGCAUGCAUGUCUGAAAUCAUAUUUUGAAGUGAGGGAGGAAAAGAGUGAGAUGAGAGAGGUGUUGGAGGAAGAAACUGGGAGCUCAGACCUAGAGGAGGAAGAGGUCUUGAGAGGAGGGGAGGGGUCUACUGUGAAAGACAUGGUUAGAGUUCGAUGGAGGUUUAGAGGAGGGGAGGACAGAACCGGGGAGGAACAAGUGGGAAGUAGCCAGCAUGAACGUGAGUCUGAGAAAGAAGAGUUGGAAGAGGACACAACAGAACUAAAACGCAUUGGGAGAGUGUAUUUUCAUAAUGUGGCGCCCUCUAGUGGUGAACUGGAAGUACUGUUCAUCUUGUGGAUCCUGUUCUACUGUAGUCUUCUCUUCCUGCAACUGGACCUUCGAUAGCCUUCUCAGGCGCCAGUAAUAAACUCUCACAGAACUGGCACAACUCACAGUUUAUUUAACCCUUGUGUUAUCUUCGGGUCAUUCUGACCCAUCAGUCUUUGUGACCCACCACUGUAUUGCGACAACUUUACCGCAUACAAAAACAAAGUGAAGCUUUUUCUUUUAACCGUUGGGCUGUCUCAGACCCCCCACAUUGCGAAGAUUAUUUGUUUUUGUAUUGGGUAAAAUUGGGUAAACGGAACGAUCCUGGAUCUUCUGCUGUACUUUCCAUAUGCAGUUUAAGUCGCUUGGAUAAAAGCUAGCUGCUUUUAAAGACUCCAUAUACACACUGAAAACUACCAAGUAAUUAUUUUAUCAUUUACACAGGCUAUACACACUAAUCAGUCAAAACAAGAUUGAAAAGCUUUAUCAUAUUACAUUUUAUAUUUUAUGGAAAGUGCAUUGUGUUCACUUUUAAUGUAAUUAAAUGUGUCAAUAAG
Molecule: messenger RNA, 2923 nt
Organism: Hypomesus transpacificus
Lineage: Eukaryota; Metazoa; Chordata; Actinopteri; Osmeriformes; Osmeridae
Gene: clmnb
Product: calmin b
Exons: 10
Coding region: 165-2444 (759 amino acids)
Biological process (GO): nuclear migration
Cellular component (GO): cytoplasm; meiotic nuclear membrane microtubule tethering complex; nuclear outer membrane
Molecular function (GO): actin filament binding
Source: RefSeq, a predicted model, not a curated record